Messenger RNA from Triplophysa dalaica, 2277 nucleotides. RefSeq names its product GTP binding protein 4 (gene gtpbp4). NCBI's taxonomy places the organism in Eukaryota, Metazoa, Chordata, Actinopteri, Cypriniformes, Nemacheilidae. Gene Ontology annotation, cellular component: nucleolus. Gene Ontology annotation, molecular function: RNA binding; GTPase activity; GTP binding. Gene Ontology annotation, biological process: ribosomal large subunit biogenesis. The transcript has 16 exons. The record is from RefSeq and is a predicted model, not a curated record. Bases 59 to 1957 code for a protein of 632 amino acids.
CUACAGCGUAUUCCGGUCCUUUCGCGUGCUCUGUUGAGCAGUCUCGUGUGCCGUAAUCAUGGCUCUCUACAACUUUAAAAAGAUUAUGGUGGUUCCCACCGCUAAGGACUUCAUAGAUUUGACUUUAUCCAAAACGCAACGUAAAACUCCCACUGUCGUACACAAGCACUAUCAAAUUCACAGAAUAAGACAUUUCUAUAUGCGCAAAGUGAAAUUUACCCAGCAGAACUACCAUGAUCGGCUGUCUCAGAUCCUCACAGACUUCCCCAAACUGGAUGACAUCCAUCCCUUCUAUGCGGACCUGAUGAAUGUCUUAUAUGAUAAAGAUCAUUAUAAACUGGCUUUGGGUCAGAUCAACAUCGCCAAGAACCUGAUUGACAAUGUUGCUAAAGAUUAUGUGCGCCUGAUGAAAUACGGAGACUCGCUGUAUCGCUGCAAACAACUAAAACGGGCAGCGCUGGGUCGCAUGUGCACCAUCUUAAAAAGACAGAAACAGAGCCUGGAGUAUUUGGAACAAGUCCGGCAGCAUUUGUCCCGUUUACCCACUAUUGACCCGAACACCAGAACCCUCCUUCUAUGUGGAUACCCAAAUGUGGGCAAGUCCAGCUUUAUCAACAAGGUAACCCGUGCUGACGUGGAUGUUCAGCCAUAUGCCUUCACCACCAAAUCGUUAUUCGUGGGUCACAUGGAUUACAAAUACCUGCGUUGGCAGGUUGUUGACACUCCUGGAAUUCUGGAUCAUCCUUUGGAAGAAAGGAAUACUAUAGAAAUGCAGGCCAUCACAGCUCUGGCUCACCUGCGUGCCGCCGUGCUCUACGUCAUGGAUCUGUCUGAGCAGUGCGGACACACUCUUUCCCAACAGUUAGAACUGUUCAACAGUAUAAGACCGCUGUUUGCCAACAAGCCUCUGAUCGUGAUGGCCAAUAAGUGUGACGUGAGGAAGAUCAGCGAACUAUCUGAAGAGAAUCAGAAAAUCAUUGAGGACCUCAUUGCUGAUGGGAUCACAGUGAUCGAGACUAGCUCUCUGACAGAAGAGGGAGUGAUGAAUGUGAAGACUGAGGCUUGUGAUCAGCUGUUGGCACACCGUGUGAACACAAAGAUGAAGGGCAAGAAGGUCCAUGAUGUUCUGAACAGACUCCACCUGGCAGUGCCAUCCAAAAGAGAUCAUAAGGAAAGACCUCCGUUUAUUCCAGAUGGGGCACUGAUCCGAAGGAAAGCAAUGGAGACAGAUGCUCCUAAACGCAAGCUGGAGAGAGACCUUGAAAUUGAGCUGGGAGAUGACUACACGUUGGACUUGCAGAAAUACUGGGAUUUGAUGAAUCCGGAUGAAAAGCAGGAUAGGAUUCCUGAGAUCUGGGAGGGACAUAAUAUCGCCGAUUACAUCGAUCCAGAGAUCAUGAAGAGGCUGGAACACUUGGAACAGGAAGAGGAACUGCGCGAGAAGGCCGGGGAGUAUGACUCGGAGGAAGAGGAGAGUGAGGAUGAAGAGAUGCAGGAGAUUCGACAACUGGCCAGUCAGAUUCGAGAGAAGCGUAAACUGAAGAUUCUCGAAUCCAGAGAAAAAAAUACAAAAGGACCCAGACUGCCCCGCACAGCCAAAAAGGUGGAAAGAGGGACUCUGGAGAAGGAUAUGUCUGAUCUGGGUUUGGACAUGACAGAUAAAGAUGACAGUCACUAUGCUCAGAGGUCACGCUCUCUAGUGCGGAAAAGAAAGAGGGAAUUGUCAGCCCCACCGACAUCACGCACCCGCAGUCAGAGUGCCUCAAGACCACCAAGGGACCAAUCAGGAGUCAGAGAUGCAAAGAUGUUGAAGAAGGCGAAGGUCUUGAUGAAGGGCUCACAGAAGGAAAUGAACAGACAGGGCAAGAAGGGAGAAUCUGACCGACAUGUGUUUGACCUCAAACCUAAACAUCUUUUUUCUGGGAAGAGGAAAUCUGGUUCCACCAGUCGCAGAUAAAAGCAUCCUUGCUCACCAAUUAUAUCUGUAUGAACGUCUUACACCUGACCUAUAUGCCUUUAUUAAUAAAAAAAUGUUCUAAUCCAUAUUUUAGUCAUUGUUUCUGAUACAGAAGGUAACACAGCUGUAAACAGAAAAGAAUGAUUUGUUAUUUACGUGUACGUUGUCAUCCCAAGUCUUGUGUAUUAUUCUGGAGGAGCUGUUGAUAAAGUCAUGUGCACGAUCAUGAUUUUAAACUUCAUAAAUGAAUAUGAAUUUGGACCUCAAGCUAAUGUAUGCAGCGGGAGUUAAAUAAAACGUUGAAAUAAUUGAGCCUUAAA